AUGCGUUUCACAACUUUCGUCGCCGUUGCCGCUUUCUCGGGCGCUGUCUUUUCUUCAGCUGUCAAGCGCCAGGACGAUGUCACCAGCAUCCUUGCUGCCCUCGCCGCUAACAACCCCGAUGAUGCGGCUGCUGCUAAGCUUCUGAGCAACAUGAAGCGUGCUCCCCAAGACGACGUCACCAGCAUCCUCGCUGCUCUCGCGGCGAACAACCCAGACGACGCUGCUGCCGCUAAGCUAUUGAGCAACAUGAAGCGCCAGGACGAUGUAACAUCCAUCCUCGCCGCCCUUGCAGCAAACAACCCCGACGACGCAGCAGCAGCAAAACUCCUUAGCAACAUGAAGCGCCAGGACGACGUCACCAGCAUUCUCGCCGCCCUCGCCGCCAACAACCCAGACGACGCGGCCGCAGCGAAGCUCCUAAGCAACAUGAAGCGCCAGGAUGACGUUACAUCCAUUCUUGCUGCGCUUGCCGCAAACAACCCCGACGACGCGGCGGCAGCUAAGCUCCUGAGCAACAUGAAGCGUGCUCCUCAGGAUGACCUUAACAGCAUUCUUGCUGCGCUCGCGGCAAACAACCCGGAUGAUGCGGCGGCAGCCAAGACUCUUGGUCAGCGAUGGACUGCAUAG
Messenger RNA from Pyrenophora tritici-repentis Pt-1C-BFP, 627 nucleotides. RefSeq names its product HEAT-2 multi-domain protein. The record is from RefSeq and is a predicted model, not a curated record. Lineage: Eukaryota; Fungi; Ascomycota; Dothideomycetes; Pleosporales; Pleosporaceae.